Messenger RNA from Penicillium olsonii, 273 nucleotides. NCBI's taxonomy places the organism in Eukaryota, Fungi, Ascomycota, Eurotiomycetes, Eurotiales, Aspergillaceae. The record is from the annotation of a GenBank genome assembly.
AUGUCCAACGAUCAAAAUCCCGGUCUUCUCGGUGGCCUAGGUGACACAGUCGGAAAGACCGUCGGAGGCGUUACGAACACACUUGGCAGCACUGUGGGUGGACUCGGAUCAACUGUUGGCAACGCAACAUCUGGGCUUGGACAGACGGUCUCUGGCGCUACAGAGGGCGUAGGAAACACAGCGAAAAAUGCUGGACAGGGUGUUCAGAGCGGAUUUUCAAGCAUCGGAGGACAGAAGCAGACCGGAGACAACCCUUUGGGCUUGAACAACUGA